UCGUUUCACCCACAGAAUGCCAUAUUGAGCCAAGACUUAAUGUGCCUACACCAUCGUCGAUGUCCGGAGGCAACUGGGUUCUGCUGCAUUCAAGCAUUGGCAUCUCAGCCAUGCACAUGCAGCUCCUCCGCAACGACAAGGUCAUCAUGUUCGACCGUACCGAUUUCGGUCCCUCUAACCUUUCUCUCCCCUCCGGUCACUGCCGUGUCGACCCCAACGAUUUCGCCCUCACCACCGACUGUACUGCUCAUUCCAUACUUUACGACAUCUCAUCAAACACGUUCCGUCCUCUCAUGGUCCAAACUGAUACUUGGUGUUCAUCCGGCUCUGUUCUUCCCAACGGGACUCUCGUCCAGACUGGAGGUUACAACGAUGGGGAACGCGUCGUUCGCACUUUCUCUCCCUGCGCCGACGACGAUCUCUGCGACUGGACGGAGUUGCCGUACUAUCUCUCCGUACGACGUUGGUACUCUUCGAACCAGAUCCUCCCUGACGGACGCAUUAUUGUCGUAGGUGGUCGCAGGGAGUUUAAUUACGAGUUUUAUCCGAAAAACUCAGCUCCGGCGAAUUACGCUCUGCGUUUCUUGAAAGAAACUAGCGAUGAAAUUGAGAACAAUCUUUAUCCGUUCUUGCAUCUGUUACCUGAUGGUAACCUCUUCAUCUUCGCCAACACUCGCUCGAUCUUGCUUGAUUACGUCAAGAACCAGGUUCUGCGAGAGUUCCCUAAGAUCCCUGGCGGUGACAAGCGGAAUUAUCCUAGUACUGGGUCAUCGGUGUUGCUUCCGCUUCUUCUUACUGGGUUGAAACAGACGGAACUACCGGAGGCGGAAGUGAUGGUGUGCGGUGGUGCGCCACCCGGCGCGUUUUACCUAUCGCAGCAAGGGAUGUACGUUGGCGCAUCGAGAACCUGCGGUCGACUCAAGGUGACGGACCCGGACCCGGUUUGGAUCAUGGAAAAGAUGCCGAUGGGUCGAGUCAUGCCCGACAUGCUCCUCCUCCCUACGGGGGAAAUCUUCAUCCUCAAUGGCGCCGCCAACGGUACGGCCGGUUGGGAGAGUGCGACCAACCCCGUUCUGAACCCGGUUCUCUAUCAUCCUUACGAACCAGACUCGACUCGCCGGUUCACUAUCCUCGACUCCUCGUCGAUUCCUAGGUUGUACCACUCGGCCGCGGUGUUGAUACCCGAUGGGCGUAUUUUAGUGGGGGGCAGCAAUCCCCACAGGAAGUACAACUUCACCGGCGUACUUUACCCGACGGAGCUGAGCUUGGAGGCGUUCUCGCCGAAUUACCUGGCGCCAGAGUACUCGGAGCUCCGACCUCGGGUCGUAGCGGUGGAAACAAACGUUUCGUAUCGGGAGACGUUCACAGUGGCGUUUGAGCUAUCCGUGUACCGGCCGGAACACGGGAUAUCGGUGACAUUGUUAGCGCCGUCGUUUACGACGCAUUCGUUCGCGAUGAAUCAGAGACUGGUGGUGUUGAAUGUGGUCGGCCUUAUCCAAAAUUCCGCGUCAGCAUAUCAGGCCAGCGUGGAGGGGCCUACAAAUGCAUCUGUGGCACCACCCGGGUACUACAUGGUGUUUGUCGUCCACGUUGGCAUCCCAACCCACGGUGUAUGGGUCAAGAUAGGUCAAGAUUGAAGAUUAAUUAAUGGUCCAGAUCGAGUGAGCGAACGAGAG
Molecule: messenger RNA, 1676 nt
Organism: Telopea speciosissima
Lineage: Eukaryota; Viridiplantae; Streptophyta; Magnoliopsida; Proteales; Proteaceae
Product: aldehyde oxidase GLOX
Exons: 1
Coding region: 60-1637 (525 amino acids)
Source: RefSeq, a predicted model, not a curated record